AUGCUAAAGUAUAUCUAUGUUACACGCUCCUUAGCAGCAAAUGAUGGCUCUCCAGGAUGGAAUCAUCUUGAAAGUAUUUACUAUGCAAAUGCAGUUAUAUCAACGGGUGUUAAUGUUUUCAAAGAUUGUAUAGAACUUAAAAAUGUUAUUGGCUGUAAUGAUCUUAAUGAUGUAGGUAAAUCUGCAUUUUAUGGCUGUACAAAAUUGAAGUCAUUCAAGUUCACAUAA
Molecule: messenger RNA, 228 nt
Organism: Trichomonas vaginalis G3
Lineage: Eukaryota; Parabasalia; Trichomonadida; Trichomonadidae
Product: ribonuclease inhibitor domain-containing protein
Exons: 1
Coding region: 1-228 (75 amino acids)
Source: RefSeq, a predicted model, not a curated record